Messenger RNA from Cicer arietinum (chickpea), 1857 nucleotides. NCBI's taxonomy places the organism in Eukaryota, Viridiplantae, Streptophyta, Magnoliopsida, Fabales, Fabaceae. The record is from RefSeq and is a predicted model, not a curated record.
UUUUUAUGACAGCAACACAGCAUUGCUGUCAAGAAGAGUAAGAAAGAGUAGUGAGAGGGGCAUUUUGGUCAUUAGAUGUGAAAGAAGGAAGGUGAUCUGAAAAUAUUCACACAGAGAUAUGAGAGAACCGUCGUCGGUGGGAGUCGAAAGUACCGGCGUCGUUUCAUCGCCGCCUCAAGCGCUUCUCGAGAGACUCAAAGACUACGGUCAGGAAGACGUUUUCGCUCUAUGGGACGAACUCUCCCAUGAGGAACGCGACUUUCUCGUCAAGGACAUUGAGAGUUUAGAUAUUUCGAGAAUUGACCGGAUUAUUCGGUGUUCAUUGCGAUCUCAAGGGUUACCGGCAGCUGCCAUUGAACCUGUGCCGGAGAGCAGUGUUUCGAAGUUGGAGGAGCGAAGUCAAGAGGAACGAGAGAGAUGGUGGAAAAAGGGGUUGAAGGCUAUUUCAGACGGCAAGUUAGCUGUUUUGCUUUUAUCCGGUGGUCAGGGGACUAGGCUUGGAAGUUCAGAUCCAAAAGGAUGUUUCAAUAUUGGACUUCCAUCUGGAAAAUCGCUUUUUCAACUUCAAGCUGAGAGGAUUUUGUGUGUGCAGAGAUUAGCUGCUCAAGCUACAAAUGAGAGUUCUGCUUCUUCAGUGCAAAUACACUGGUACAUAAUGACUAGUCCCUUCACUGAUGAGGCAACACGCAAAUUCUUUGAGAGUCACAAAUUUUUUGGUCUUGAAGCAGAACAGGUUACAUUUUUCCGGCAAGGGACCAUUCCGUGUGUUUCCAAGGAUGGUAGAUUUAUUAUGGAGACUCCAUAUAGGGUUGCAAAAGCUCCUGAUGGGAAUGGUGGAGUGUAUUCAGCUUUGAAGUCUACCAAAUUAUUGGAGGAUAUGGCCUCAAAAGGAAUUAAGUAUAUUGAUUGCUAUGGAGUUGACAACGCACUGGUUCGAGUUGCUGAUCCAUCUUUUUUAGGUUACUUUAUUGAUAAAGGCGUCGCUUCAGCAGCAAAAGUAGUGCGCAAGGCAUAUCCACAAGAAAAGGUUGGGGUGUUUGUACAGAGAGGUAAAGGUGGUCCUCUUACUGUAGUUGAAUACAGCGAGUUGGACCCAUCACUAGCUUCCACAGUCAAUCAAGCAACUGGCCGUCUUCGAUUUUGUUGGAGUAACGUUUGCUUACACAUGUUUACUUUGGAUUUUCUAAACCAAGUGGCAAAUGGCCUUGAAAAGGACAGCAUUUACCACCUUGCAGAGAAGAAAAUCCCUUCCAUACAUGGAUAUACUAUGGGAUUAAAACUUGAACAGUUUAUAUUUGAUGCAUUUCCAUAUGCUCCUACAACCGCACUUUUUGAGGUAUUACGGGAGGAGGAGUUUGCGCCUGUAAAAAAUGCAAACGGCUCUAAUUAUGACACUCCAGAUAGUGCUAAACUGCUUGUUCUUCGACUCCAUACUCGUUGGGUAGUUGCUGCAGGUGGCUUCUUAACACAUUCAGUGCCCUUAUAUGCAACAGGUGUCGAAGUGUCACCACUCUGUUCAUAUGUGGGUGAAAAUCUGGAACCUAUAUGUCGAGGAAGAACAUUUCACGCACCUUGUGAGAUUACGUUUUAGUUCUACCCUGUUUUUGCUGCUUAUAUUACAAUGAAGGAGUUGUCAGUCCCAUACAUGACUAUGUAUGCCACUCAUCAUUCACGUGUAACAAUAUUUCUGAUUAUCUGUAUCUUUUCCAAUCUGUUUCUGAUUGGCUUUAUUUUAUUUUAUUUUAUUUUUCAUAUUUGAUUUGUUUUAGUGUUGCUAAGUAAUGUACAUGUAUCAUAUUUUUACUGACCAUUUAUUUGCCCAUGCAAAAUCAAAUUUGUCGUCCCAUUUUUCUUCUA